This is a messenger RNA of Pungitius pungitius (ninespine stickleback), 5447 nucleotides long. RefSeq names its product G protein-coupled receptor, class C, group 5, member Ba (gene gprc5ba). Gene Ontology annotation, cellular component: plasma membrane; intracellular membrane-bounded organelle; extracellular exosome. Gene Ontology annotation, molecular function: G protein-coupled receptor activity; protein kinase activator activity; protein kinase binding. The record is from RefSeq and is a predicted model, not a curated record. Bases 959 to 2179 code for a protein of 406 amino acids. Lineage: Eukaryota; Metazoa; Chordata; Actinopteri; Perciformes; Gasterosteidae. Gene Ontology annotation, biological process: G protein-coupled receptor signaling pathway. The transcript has 4 exons.
UUUAUUUGAUGUGAAAGGCUGUUAACGAGUUCAAUGACUUUAUUCUGAAAGAUGUGCCCGGAAAUAGAUUUAUGCCAACACAACUUGACAGCGUAUUAGAAUUUUCUAUGAUUUAGCGCAGUCUAUAUACUAUAAAACCACUCUAUUUGAGACUUUGAAAGAGUAGCAGUAGUAAAUAAGCCCAAACUGUGCGUACAGCCGCUUACACCGAUAUUAAAAUAAAAUAUUGGAGUCGUGUGCGUGAAAAGAGAGAAAAGACCCGCUGGGCGUCCAGAAAGGAUUCAUCAAGGUGAGCCCUCACUUAGGGGCCAGUCAAGAUAAUUGAUCGGAGACUAAACCAGUUAAAGCAAGGGACAGCAGAGAGGGGUCAGUGGCAGAGCUGUCACUUUCUGUGUGCGCGCGUACGUGCGCGCGUGUGCGCGCGGAGAGAGGGAUUACCAGUACGCGCGUUAUGCGGAGCGCAGUUUUGGCGAUGCGCUCAGUCAGGAGAAGUGCGCAAGGCAGCCGCGAGCGUCGCAUCGGACAUUAAACGGCACAUUCGCAGCAGUCGUCGGAGGGAAGGAUCCGGUAGGUUUGGUGACACCAACUCUACACGUUACGGUGUGUUUUAUUCAUUUUGAUGAAUGCUCCUUUAUCGGUGCAGAAUGAAAGUCGAAGAUGCGCACCGCUGAACAAAGGAUUUAGGGGGAAAACGACCAAGAAUCCUUGGGGGGGUUCGUCCAAGCCCACUCUCCCUGUGAGGACAUCUGAUACGGGCUGAUUGGGGUUCCUCUCGUUUCAAAGCUGGAGCAACGGGAAUCCUCUGGGUCUAUCGUGUACGAGUCCAUGUGGAUGGAGAGAGACUACGAGAGGGGCUCAUUCCGAAAUGUGACAUUUUGACUUCCCCAGUCUCCCAUCAAACCUGACAACUGUGCAUCUACCUUUGCUAUCGACCGGAUCGGUUUACGUCGAUUAAGAGAUGGCGCCCGUCCCGCUCUUGCUCCUGCUGCUGCUGACCGUCGCCCCCCGUGCAGACGGUCAAGACUCCGAUGACGCCGAGGUUCUCCCGAGAGGCUGCGGAUGGGGCCUCGUGCGUCCCUACACGCUCCUCUGCGACCUGGACUCCAUAUGGGGUGUGGCUGUCGAAUCGGUUGCUGCCGGCGGGGUGUUGACCGCCCUCCUGCUGGCCCUGAUCCUGCUGUGCCGCUUGCACCACAUCAGUGAGGCCGAGAAGCGCAGCGGCGUGGGACCCCUCCUCCUGCUGCUCCUCGGCGUUCUCGGCCUGUUCGGCCUGAGCUUCGCCUACCUGAUCGAGCAGGAUGAGUUUCUGUGCUUGCUUCGCAGGGCCCUGUGGGGUCUCCUGUUUGCCGUCUGCUUCUCCUGCCUGCUGGUGCAGGGCGUCCGCCUGCGGAGGAUUGGCCGCGAGCGCCGCAGCCCCGGAGGCUGCGCCCUCACGGGCCUCGCGCUGGGCUUGAGCGCCGUACAGGGCAUCAUCGCCGCCGAGUGGCUUCUUCUCACCGUGCUGAGGGAGGGGCGAGCCGCCUGCCAGUACCUGCCACUUGACUUUUCACUGGCCUGCAGCUACGUGCUGGCCCUCCUACUGGCCGCGCUGGCGGCCGCCUCCCUCGCCCUGUGCGGGAAGACGCGUCAGUGGCGCUGCAACGCGGUGUGGCUGCUGGUGACCUGCCUGCUGUCGUUGCUCCUGUGGGUGGCCUGGGUGGGCUUCUAUCUGUACGGCAACGCCUGGCUGGGGAGGUCCCCAGAAUGGGACGACCCGGCGCUGGCCAUUGCUUUAGUCGCUCAGGGUUGGCUGCUGCUGAUCUUCCACGCCAUUCCUGAAUCCCACAUAUGCCUGAGGCCCCCUCCGCAGCCAACUGCCCCCGAUUACUUUGACACCUCCCAAAACUCGACACGGAUGAGGGAGACCAGCUUCGACGAAGACAUCCCUCUCUCUCACAGGCAGUUUGUGGAGAACCAGGGCUACGGAUUCAGCGACGAGAACACUGCAGGCUUGAGGAGCGCUGCCGGCGCCGGGCCACACAACAGCAACACUGCCACCAGGCCCAGCGCUCCUUUCCGCAGCAACGUCUACCAGCCCACCGAGAUGACCAUGAUCCUGAACGGGGGAGCGGUGAGUACAUCCUCCCAGUCCCAGGUGCCCUCCGCCCCUCCCACCUACACAGGGAGGCAGCUGUGGUGAGUGGGAGGAUUGAAAGAAGAGGUGUGGUAGAAGAUGAAGAAGAGGAAGGAGAGGGGUGGGGAGGGAGGGGCCCGGAACGAGGGGCCCGUCAGGUUAAAUUGGACUUAAAUCACGGAUGCCCAACAGGGCUGUAACCCUCUGUGUGCAGACUCAAACACUGACUGUGUGCCAAUCAACUGUUGUGUGAGUGUGUGUACGUUUGAGAGGGCAUGGAGGACAGAGCUAAAGCCCUUCUAGCACACAAACAUAGAAGGGUUCAAAAACUUGAAAUGUGACCAGCCAGUAGGGAAACAAAACACAUGCUGACUCAGAUCUGAAAACAUCAAAUUGCUGUAUACUUUUUCAUUUUGUUCCAUUUUGUUCCAUUUGCUCCCCUGAGACUAUACAGCACUGUAAGCAUCAUAGAAAAACUGUGAAAUAUAUUGUCUUUUCCUGCUCUCUCUCUCUCUCUCUCUCUCUCUCUCUCUCUCUCUCUCUCUGUCCGUCAGUCGGGACGUCCCUUCUGCUGCUCUUCACAAUGCUGACUCAAGUGAAAACAUUUGGCUCUGUCCUCCAUCCACCCACAGUGAAGGUGAAGCCACGGCACAUGGGCAACUGUACAGCUCAAGCACCGCCCGUUUAAAAUAAUCAAGCCUCAGUGGGUGCGUGUGUGUUUGUGCGUGUAUAGAUUAUUUAAAAAAAGACAUAUUUCCUACAUCUCAUCUCCACCACUCCAAUAAAACCUCCCCCUGCAGACUGUUACCCUUCCUUGACCACUUCUUCUUCCUCCCAUCUCUGUUUUCCGCCUUCACUGCACCGUGUGUGAAUCUAAAGCAUUGCUCCUCCCCCAUCCUCACACCUGCAUGGACACUUUGCAAAAUUGUGGAACAAUCUGAAUCCUGAACUGUGGGUUGGAGAAGAAGUUCCCAACGGCUGCUCACGGGCUGGAAAAAAAAAGAAAAGCGACCUGAACAGAGGGGUCGAAGCUGCUGUUGAGCUGCUGUUUGGACGGGGAGGGCGCCAUUCGUCGGUGGGUGAGGUUACUGCUUCGUGAAUCUAGGUCAACCGCUCGCCCACAUCUCCGGAGGCCACUGGCGUUUUGAACCAGCCAGUAGAAACUGUCACUUUAUGUCAGCGGGGAAUCGGAGCGAAGGAAUUGACACGUUCUCCUGCUCCUAUAUUUGAGUUUGUGUGGUUUUAUGAGUGACGAGAGGGGGGGGGGGGGAAUACAAUACAAAAGUCAAGAUUGCUUUCUGGUGCUAAAUAACCCUCAACACACAACUUCCCAGUGUGGCACAAAACUACUAAAACAACGCUGAUGCACAAAUCAAAACAAGUGAGUGACAGGCUAUGGGUGGCCUGUGUGUGGAGAUCUCCUAGAGCCUUAGAAAGACCCGACCUACAGCGCACGCUAGGAGGAGUGAGAAAGGAAACGUUAGAGGAGAAAGAAGGGAACGGGAGCGAGGAGGGAGGACAUAGAGGGAUGGGCCGGGGGGAGUCUAUGCGACGGGGUGAGGUCUGUUGGACAAACGGCUCGCCGCUCUGUGUGUCUCUGUGUGUUUGUGCGGGCAGCCGCGGUGGCGUCUCCCUUGCUCCUCUUCCUCUUCCUCUUCCUCCCGGUGGGCGGCCUUAGCGGACGUGCAGCCCUGUGCCACGAAGGACUCGUUUCACUGGAGUCUUCGUUUCACGCCUUUUUCCUUCAUCCCGACACCAGCUCUCUCUCUCUCUCUGAGAAGCUGUGUACAUAGUAGUGCUGUAAAGCUUCGCUUGCUUGUUUACUUUUUUUUUUAACGGUAGUCAGAGUUUAGAAAGCAGUGUCAUAUGACCCACCAGAGAACGGACUACUGCCAAAUAUUUUUAUCGGGUUUUUUUAUUAUAUUUUUUAACUUGUUUGAUCUGUCACACAUUUACACAUUUGCUUAUUGUUAUAAUACAUUUAUUUCUCUUUUGCUGGUGUCUUUUAGUUUUCAAACUAGCAUUCAUGGAAAUGUUUUGCCAACAAUAGAUAUGCUUUCUUUUUGGGGGGGUGGGGGGGGGGGAUUAAUGUGCAAAGAAAUACUUGUUAUUCGUAGGGAUCUGCUCCGGUUGUACCUGUGCUUCGCUCUUCACUGUAACAGCUACGGCGACACAAACUGAUGUUUUAUUUUACCCAAAAUUACACUGUGAAUAAUUUGUGGCACUUGCAGUAAACAAAUCCUCCUUCAAUUCUUAAAUGAAUAUUCAAAAUUAGAGCAGGCAGGGCGGAAGAAAAAAACUGCAAGGACCCACCAACAGUCACAAAGGAAGCCCCCGGGUCUUUCAUCAACCCUCAACCAGGAAAAGCCAAAGGGUCCAUCCUUGACUGCCGCUGCACGUUCACUGGCUAUUCUAAAACAGGACUGGUUUCAGCAGGCCACCUCGAGGCCCAAAGAGAGCGUCACGCCGGGCUCUGCUUGGGUCCGAAGCGGGAUAAGCUCCCCCGGAGAGCAGAACAACGGUCCUCAGGGUUUUGGAUGGUCGAAACAGGUUGAUCGGCGGAGGGAGGUUUCAGUUGUUCAGAUGUUUCCACUCAAUGUGUACAAAUGAGUACAAAAAACAAUAACGUGUGACUCUGUAGAUCUUGCACUUGUCGACUACCUAUCUGUGCAUGCUUAUCACCAUUUCUACAUGUAAGACCUUUCUCAGACGUACUUUUGAAUACUAACUAUUUAUGUAAAGGUCAUGUGACAGCAAUCAUAAUUUCGGUGUAUAUCAGAUGACACACUUACUGUCUGUGCUUUCUUAAACACAAAAAAAAGAGAGCUGGCUCUUGAGAAGCAAAGAGAUAAAAGUCAGGGGAAAAUGGUCCAAAAUAGUAUGAUUCCCCUAAAAAGGAACAACAUGCCAUCAUCACUGGACCUAACAAGACUUCCUCUGUUAGUUUGAAGACUCAAGGGGGGGAAAAAAGAGGAGAAUCUUCGGACUGAUAUUGUCUCUGUGUUUAAAAUCAAAUAGACUGUGGUGAAAUUUGCACAAAACUUCUACAUGUUAAAUUUGUCAUCCCUGGGCGGCCCACUGAACACCCAUCCUCCCUGGGUUUGACAUGUCCUUUCUGUCCUCUCCUGAUUUGUCUUGCCUUCAGACUGUUCCAGCAGGGCAGCUGAACGGGCUGGUGUUGGUUUCCACAGCUGUGACUGUGCAGUGACGCAGCAUGCCUAUGUAUAGAACUCGAUUGCCCUGAUUACAAAAAAAAAACAACAACAGUGAACUCAUGUCUCUGUAACUGAAUCAGGAAAAAAUAAGUACAAUAAAGUGUCAUGUUUGUAGUUAA